This is a messenger RNA of Hirundo rustica (Barn swallow), 1871 nucleotides long. Its product is annotated as putative P2Y purinoceptor 10. Gene Ontology annotation, biological process: phospholipase C-activating G protein-coupled receptor signaling pathway; positive regulation of Rho protein signal transduction. The transcript is spliced from 2 exons. Bases 70 to 1092 code for a protein of 340 amino acids. Gene Ontology annotation, molecular function: G protein-coupled receptor activity. The record is from RefSeq and is a predicted model, not a curated record. Gene Ontology annotation, cellular component: membrane. NCBI's taxonomy places the organism in Eukaryota, Metazoa, Chordata, Aves, Passeriformes, Hirundinidae.
GUGCAGGGGACAUUCCACUUCCUCCUGAGCACUCAGCUGCGCUGAGCACAGCUCUCUGCCCGCCAAGGAAUGACCCACCCACCCUACACCACCACAGCCUCUUCCAGCAACCCAGUCAUGACCCAGAGCAACCAGAGCUGCACCCGUCAGGACAUCACCUUCAAGAGCAGCCUCUAUGCCACCACCUACACCCUCAUCUUCAUCCCGGGGCUCCUGGCCAACAGCGCUGCCCUGUGGGUCCUGUGCCGCUUCCUCAGCAGGAAGAGCAAAGCCGUCAUCUUCAUGAUCAACCUGGCCGUGGCCGACCUGGCCCACGUCCUCUCGCUGCCCCUGCGCAUCUACUACUACAUCAACCACACCUGGCCCUUCGGGGGCUUCCUGUGCUUGCUCUGCUUCUACCUGAAGUACCUCAACAUGUACGCCAGCAUCUGCUUCCUCACCUGCAUCAGCGUCCAGCGGUACUUCUUCCUGUACCACCCCUUCCGAGCCAAGGGCUGGAAGCGCCGCUACGACGUGGCCAUCAGCGCCCUGGUCUGGCUCGUCGUGGGGGCCGCCUGCGUGCCCUUCCCCAUCAUGAGGAGCCACGGGCUGGGCUCCAACACCACCAGCUGCUUUGCCGACCUGCAGGUGAAGCCGAUCGACAGCAAGGUGGGCACGGUGCUGAUGACCGGCGCUGCCGAGCUCCUGGGCUUCGUGGGCCCGCUGGUCACCAUCUUAUUCUGCACGUGGAAAACAAGAGACUCCAUCCGGGGCUUCCACGUCCCACCGGAGAACAGCGGGGAGAGGAGCAAGGCCCUCAGGAUGGUUUCCAUGUGCGCCAUUGUGUUCUGCGUGUGUUUUGCUCCCUACCACAUCAACUUCUUCUUCUACAUGUUGGUGAAGGAGAAUGUCAUCACCGACUGCUUCCUGAGCACCGUCACGCUCUACACGCAGCCCUUCUGCCUGAGCCUCGCCAGCUUCGACUGCUGCUUGGACCCCGUCAUCUAUUUCUUCAUGACUUCUGAGUUCCAGGAAGAGAUUUCCAGGCACAGCAGCAUGGUCAUCCGGAGCCGGCUCAUGAGCAAAGAGAGCGCCUCGUCGAUGAAGGAAUGACAAGAAAGCCACUUGGAAAAAGCUAAGGUAUUUUCAUAUGAAAUCUGAGACUGCUCUGGGAUACUCCAUUACCGACUCCGCUGUGGGAGAUCCUGCAGGUUUAUCCAAGGGAGUUUUGUGGCAGUGGGAUUUUUUUCAGUACAUAGAAGAUAAAACCUUGCCUGACUGGUGUGUUGGAAUCCGGUGACUGACCCAAUUGGCGUGACCCUUCCUGCCCUGUGCCACCCCCACCAGAUCUCAUGGACAACAAAAUACACAGGAGGGAGUGAAAAAACUUCCCUUUACUGGGAAAUGGUGGAAAAGUCCCAGGCUUUUCUUCUACUCUCCCAGUUGCAGGCUCUACAAUCAAGCCACAGACAAUCCCACAGUCAUACACUGACAUCUGCGGAAGGAUCUUCUCUGGGAAAACCACACAAGAACCUGAAACUGGCCAGUAGCAACCAAGGGACAUUGUGGUUUGUGCCGUGGGGGCUGUGGACAGGUGAAGGUUUGCAGGUGGUUUCCAUGUGCUCCUGGGUUUGGUGCAUCCCACUGGUCACCAGUGACCUCUGCUUCCCCUUUCUGUACUCACACUCCUGCUCUGCUCCUCCUUUCCCUCCUCACCCAGCUCUGUCUGCUCCCUAACUGCUGGCACAUCCCAGAACUUGCACCCGCAGCUGGUGCAAGACCCUCUGCAGGACAAAUUCUCCUCAAACAUCCAGGGAGCGUCACCUUCCCUUGCUCCAGGUGACUUUCUUCCCCUCCAAGAUGGCAAGGGGGACAUGGGCAGGUGGCUCUUG